Molecule: messenger RNA, 306 nt
Organism: Caenorhabditis angaria
Lineage: Eukaryota; Metazoa; Nematoda; Chromadorea; Rhabditida; Rhabditidae
Source: the annotation of a GenBank genome assembly
AUGCAUGGAACAAGCAUAUGCGGAAGGCAAAAAGAUAUAUGGAGACAAUCGGAAGCACAGAUUACCAUCACCACGCUUUCGUCGACAAAAUGGCAAAUUUAUCGAAAUCGAACCAAUACAGUAUCCAUGGAAGAGAAAGAAAGCAUUGGACCGACAUCAAGCAAAGACAUCCGACCAAGAAGGACUCGCAAAGACAGAGCGAUUCCCAGCCACCUGCCGGGCUCAAACGAAAAGAAGUAUCCAACAUCCACCACAAUGAAGGAUGACUUCAAUGCCACAACAACAUAUAUAUUCAAACCACAGUAA